AUGACCAACACCAAAGGUUACCGUCGUGGUACUCGCCACAUGUUCGCCCGCCCUUUCCGUAAGCAUGGAACAAUCCCUCUCUCUACUUACAUGAAAGUCUACAAAAGGGGACAGAUUGUCGAUGUGAAAGGCAACGGUGCUGUCCAGAAAGGUAUGCCCCACAAGUCCUAUCACGGACGUACGGGUCGAGUGUACAACGUUAGCCAACACGCCGUCGGUGUGAUCAUAAACAAAAGAGUCAAACAUCGGAUCAUCCCCAAAAGAAUUAAUCUCAGAAUUGAACACGUGAAGCCUUCCAAGUGCCAGGAAGAUUUCUUCAAGCGGAUAGCUGAAUGCCAGAAACUGAAAGCCGAAGCUAAAGCCAAAGGCAUCCGUGUUUCUCUCAAGAGAAAACCAGAAGGACCCAAGAAGAAGCACUUCGUCAAUAUCACCAAAAAUAAGCCAAUCGUACUGGAACCAAUCCCAUACGAAUUUGUCGCAUAA
This is a messenger RNA of Acanthosepion pharaonis, 483 nucleotides long. NCBI's taxonomy places the organism in Eukaryota, Metazoa, Mollusca, Cephalopoda, Sepiida, Sepiidae. The record is from the annotation of a GenBank genome assembly.